Messenger RNA from Cucumis melo (muskmelon), 1167 nucleotides. RefSeq names its product ras-related protein RABE1c. Gene Ontology annotation, cellular component: plasma membrane. The transcript is spliced from 9 exons. The record is from RefSeq and is a predicted model, not a curated record. The coding region runs from base 236 to 886 and encodes 216 amino acids. NCBI's taxonomy places the organism in Eukaryota, Viridiplantae, Streptophyta, Magnoliopsida, Cucurbitales, Cucurbitaceae. Gene Ontology annotation, molecular function: GTPase activity; GTP binding. Gene Ontology annotation, biological process: regulation of exocytosis; protein secretion.
AAAAAGGAGGUUUCUUUACGGGUGAUGAGCCGCUCAAUUUUUUCUUCUUCUUUUUCGCUAAAAUCGGUAAACUGACCCACGAAUCACUGUCGAUCUCUCUCAAUUUUCCCACGCGCCACUUCACGCGCCUCACCGGUGACUCGUUUCCACCUCUUCUCCCAUUUUCCUGACUUGGAAUCGGUUAUUUCUGAAGACGGUUUGUUUUGGUUUCUGAUUCGAUUUGAUUGCAAUUGUUAUGGCUGCUCCACCUGCAAGAGCUCGGGCGGAUUAUGAUUAUCUCAUAAAGCUUCUUUUAAUCGGCGAUAGCGGUGUCGGUAAGAGUUGCCUUCUCUUACGUUUCUCUGAUGGUUCCUUCACCACUAGUUUUAUUACUACCAUUGGUAUUGAUUUUAAAAUCAGAACCAUUGAGCUUGAUGGAAAACGGAUCAAGCUUCAAAUUUGGGAUACUGCUGGGCAAGAGCGCUUCCGUACAAUCACCACAGCUUACUACCGUGGAGCAAUGGGCAUUUUGCUGGUCUAUGAUGUAACUGAUGAAUCAUCUUUCAACAAUAUUAGAAAUUGGAUUCGUAAUAUCGAACAACAUGCUUCUGAUAAUGUCAACAAGAUAUUGGUUGGAAACAAGGCCGACAUGGAUGAAAGCAAAAGGGCUGUGCCUACAUCCAAAGGACAGGCACUUGCCGAUGAGUAUGGGAUCAAAUUCUUUGAAACUAGUGCAAAGACCAAUCUUAAUGUGGAAGAAGUUUUCUUCUCGAUAGCAAGGGAUAUCAAGCAACGUCUUGCUGAUACUGAUUCAAAAGCCGAGCCUUCGACGAUCAAGAUCAAUCAACAAGACCAGGGAGCCAAUGCUGGUCAGGCUGCGCAAAAAUCAGCUUGUUGUGGCUCUUAAGAUGAUCAAACCCUUUGAAGUAGUAAUCAUGUUGAAGUCAUACUUCAUUGAUCAAGUUAUUUUGUAAUUCUUUUGAACUUCAUUUAGUGUGUAAUAGAUAGAUAGGCACUUUCAUGUUUUAGAAUUUCAUUUGUGAUCAUGUCUAUAUUAUAAAGAUAUUUAUUUGUUUUCUUUUUUGGCUUUUCAGAAACGAUGAUGUCCCAAUUAUUUGUUUGCUAUAAGAUGGUUUGUAUAUAAAGCAACUAUUUUUACUUUAAAAAUGAUAAAACUUAUUUUGGUCA